Messenger RNA from Electrophorus electricus (electric eel), 1806 nucleotides. RefSeq names its product enolase 1a, (alpha) (gene eno1a). Lineage: Eukaryota; Metazoa; Chordata; Actinopteri; Gymnotiformes; Gymnotidae. Gene Ontology annotation, cellular component: phosphopyruvate hydratase complex. Gene Ontology annotation, molecular function: phosphopyruvate hydratase activity; magnesium ion binding. The record is from RefSeq and is a predicted model, not a curated record. Gene Ontology annotation, biological process: glycolytic process.
UGCGCUCGCCCCCGGCUCCGCUUCCUCUCGCGCAGGGCUGUGCCCGUCGACCUUGUGCGCUCCUGCGGCGGAGAGUGAACACUGCUGUCCUGCGCGCGGCCAGACGAGAUCCUGCAACAUGUCCAUUUUGAAGAUCCACGCUCGUGAAAUUUUUGACUCCCGUGGAAACCCCACGGUGGAGGUCGAUCUCUUCACUAAGAAAGGUCUCUUUAGAGCUGCAGUACCCAGCGGUGCUUCCACUGGCAUCUAUGAGGCCCUUGAACUCCGUGAUAAUGACAAGACCCGCUACCUUGGCAAAGGUGUCAAAAAAGCUGUUGAGCAUAUCAAUAAAACAAUUGCACCUGCCCUGGUUAGCCAGAGCGUGUCCGUCUUGGAGCAGGAGAAGAUUGACAAGCUGAUGAUCGAUAUGGAUGGAACAGAAAACAAGUCUAAGUUUGGUGCAAAUGCCAUCCUGGGUGUGUCCCUGGCUGUGUGCAAGGCCGGAGCUGCAGAGAAGGGUGUCCCGCUCUACCGCCACAUCGCCGACCUCGCCGGAAACCCCGACGUCAUCCUCCCUGUCCCUGCCUUCAACGUCAUCAACGGUGGCUCCCAUGCUGGCAACAAGCUGGCCAUGCAGGAGUUCAUGAUCCUACCCAAUGGGGCCAGCAGCUUCAAGGAGGCCAUGCGCAUUGGAGCCGAGGUCUACCACAACCUGAAGAAUGUCAUCAAGGAGAAGUACGGGAAGGAUGCCACCAACGUGGGCGAUGAGGGCGGCUUCGCCCCCAACAUUCUGGAGAACAAGGAAGCGCUGGAGCUGCUCAAGACCGCCAUCAGCAAGGCUGGCUACACUGACAAGAUCGUGAUUGGCAUGGACGUGGCUGCCUCCGAGUUCUACAAGGAAGGCAAAUACGACCUGGACUUCAAAUCUCCCGACGACCCCAGCCGUUACAUUAGUCCGGACCAACUCGGCAACCUCUACAUGAGCUUUGUGAAGGACUACCCUGUGGUCUCCAUCGAGGAUCCAUUUGACCAGGAUGACUGGGAAGCCUGGUCCAAAUUCACUGCCAACACGAGCAUCCAGGUAGUGGGCGACGACCUGACCGUGACCAACCCCAAGCGCAUCGCUAAGGCCAUAUCGGACAAGGCCUGCAACUGCCUGCUGCUCAAGGUCAACCAGAUCGGCUCCGUCACCGAGUCUCUGCAGGCCUGCAAGUUGGCCCAGUCUAGCGGCUGGGGUGUGAUGGUGAGCCACCGCUCCGGAGAGACUGAGGACACCUUCAUUGCUGACCUGGUGGUUGGUCUGUGCACUGGCCAGAUCAAAACAGGUGCCCCCUGCCGAUCUGAGCGUCUGGCCAAGUACAAUCAGCUGCUAAGGAUCGAGGAGGAGUUGGGAGACAAGGCCCGCUUCGCUGGCAAGAACUUCAGAAGGCCAAUCUGAAGAGGCAUCCCCCCGGCCCCCGCCAACCUCUACAUCAUCAUCCUCACACUUCCACACACAGCCACGCAGAAUCACUAAACGGAGCAGAGCAGUGCUGGAGGGGCAGUGAAACCAGAGAUCCGCGGCAUGAAACACUGCUUCUGGUGCCAGCUGGUGGUCCAUCCUCCUGCACCCUUAUAGCAUUGGUCCUUUAAUUAUGUCCGUGUUUAGUGUGCGAGAUUUGCUUUUGCUUCUUGUUGUAGUGUUUCUGGUCCUCUACUAAGUGUUUUCAUAAAGCACUGAGUUGCAUUGUGUGCUCGGCGUCCAAAGCCAGAAGUGUGUGCGUUGUGUUGCCUUUGAAUAGCUGUGAGGCAUGGCGUAAAAGCAAAUAAAAGUAUCCCCAAGUGGAA